Messenger RNA from Athalia rosae (coleseed sawfly), 1292 nucleotides. RefSeq names its product glycine-rich cell wall structural protein-like. Gene Ontology annotation, cellular component: extracellular matrix. The coding region runs from base 99 to 824 and encodes 241 amino acids. The transcript has 4 exons. The record is from RefSeq and is a predicted model, not a curated record. Lineage: Eukaryota; Metazoa; Arthropoda; Insecta; Hymenoptera; Athaliidae.
UCAAAAUAACGUGCAGCGUCCAGAUUGGUAUAAAACCGGAGGGUCCGUCGACGUUUGAUCAGUUCUGUCGUCGCAGCCAACUUCAGAUACAAUAAACCAUGGGUACUGUAAACAAGGUACUGACGGGAUUCGUCAUCGCACUGGUGGGCGUCGGAUUUGUUCUCUGCCAUCCGGGAGGACAUCAUCACGGAGGCGGAGGCGGAGGCGGAGGCGGAGGCGGACACGCUCAUUCCUACCAACAUUUCCACGGACCGGUUGUGGGAGCUGGACAAGAAGUUUCCUGGAAGGACAAACACGGUCAUCAUCAUACCGACUACGUGGCGUACCCGAGCUACGAAUUUGCCUACGGAGUCGCGGAUCAUCAUACGAAGGACAUACACAACCAGAAGGAGCAUCGAGACGGGAAAAACGUCGCCGGAGAGUACAGCGUUCACGAGCCAGGUGGCAAUGUGAGGACGGUCAAAUAUCACGCCGACCAUCACGGGGGUUUUCACGCCGUCGUCCAUAACAGCGGCGGCAAUGAUCACUCCGGGGGGAGCUACGGCGGACACGGACACGGAAACGGGGGCGGCGGAGGUCACGGACACGGACACGGAAACGGAGGCGGCGGAGGUCACGGACACGGACACGGAGGCGGCGCAGGUCACGGACACGGCGGCGGAGGCGAGGGUGGUUACGGUGGCCAUGGGCACGGCGGAGGAGGCGACGGUGGUUACGGAGGACACGGACACGGCGGAGGAGGCGAGGGUGGUUACGGUGGCCAUGGGCACGGCGGAGGAGGCGACGGUGGUUACGGAGGACACGGACACGGCGGCGGAUACUAAUAGAAGCUAUACACCACCGGACCACGUAACCGUAAAAAUAGGCGACUGUUGGAGAAGAUGAGCUCGGUGUCAGCGUGUCUCGGCAGAGAAUUCCACCGGCAGCAAUAUAAGACGCGAGGACUUUAACGGGAGUAGCUUUUGGACGCCCCGUCAUGCCACGUCACGUUUAUCCUCUCGGUAUACCGUAGCGACAACCGGUGCCGAAUGGAAUAUCUGCCGGUGAUACAGACGCUGUACGAUACUACUCUUUCUUCGCCAGUCGUUUUAUCGAAGUGAUAAAUGUUCUUGUUUCCGAGUAUUCUAGGGAUAAUGAAGUUGAAUAAGUAAUCUCUCAGCUGCUUGUUAAAGGCUGAACAGUUGUUGUUAUCUAGAUGUGUAAUUAGCGUGUAAACGUGAUCUUUAACUCCUCUUAACUUACGAAUCGACGUCAUGUUUAUUCAAUAAAACAGUACUGCGAUCGGAAUAUUA